Molecule: messenger RNA, 609 nt
Organism: Aspergillus terreus NIH2624
Lineage: Eukaryota; Fungi; Ascomycota; Eurotiomycetes; Eurotiales; Aspergillaceae
Product: DUF3237 domain-containing protein
Exons: 2
Coding region: 1-609 (202 amino acids)
Source: RefSeq, a predicted model, not a curated record
AUGAAUGCCGAAUCGCAGCAUGACUCCCCCGGGAAUACGUUUUACCCUCAGAGCCCCCCAAUGCGUCGACCAGGCCUAUCCUUUUUGUACCGCCUCGAAUGCAACAUAUCAAAUGAGGAAAUCGAGAUUGGUGCGCCACACGCUGCUGGCGUCAUCCGAAGCAUUGCAACUAUCGUGGGUGGCACGUUCAAAGGACCAGAGCUUUCCGGUUCUGUGCUUCCGCUUGGAGGCGCGGACUGGGCGACAGUGAUUGAAGGAACACACAGCAUGACUCUUGAUGCGCGUUACACAAUUAAGACCGAUGACGGACACCACCUGUAUAUCCGCGCUCAUGGCCUGUACCGCCCUGGACCAGGGACAGAAUAUGGUCGUCAGGUUGCUGCAAAUCCACGGAUACGACCACCUGAUACGGUUACCCAGGCUGAUGUUGAGUUCUUUUCUCACCUGCGCAUUGAAGCUGGCCGGGGGAAGUACAAUUGGCUGAAUGGAUUGGUAUGUGUGGGUGUCAUGAGCUGCGUUGACGAUCGCAUCCUGAUUGAUGCAUACUACUUGACCAACUUUGAGGGCGUCAAACCGGAGGAUGUCAUGACAAGUCGAAGUACUGCAUAA